AGGACCAAUCAGAUCCUUCAGUACCCGGAACACCAGUUUCAAACUUUGGCGGCGUUGAAAUUGGCAUGUAUGCUAGGUAAAAGUUUGGUUUUGACGUUAGUUGGUGAGAAAACACAAACAAGGUUAUUAGUUGACUUGUCGACGAAAAGGUGAAAUAGUUUUAAAGCGACCACGGCAAACUUGCUAGGUAGCGCGAGUUAAUCAAACGUUAGCUCGUUUUCAAAAGUUUAGCUAGCUAACGUUACCGGGAUUUUAAUUUCUCCGUUAACGUUACAGCACAAAAAAAAAGAAGCUACAAUGGAGACCAGCCUUUCCAGGCUUCUUGUUGGACUCUCUGUAAAAAUCAGUCGCAGUGAUGGUCGAGUACAUAUGGCAACAGUGAAGUCCACGGAUACCGUCAAGUCUACGGUUAUGGUUGAAUGGAGUGAAAGAAAGAUCUGCCGAGGAAAGGAGGUUGAUUUGACUGAGUUAUGUACACUCAAUCCAGAGCUUUUGGACCAUAUAAAGACUGUCACAAAGCCCACUUCUGACCCAGCCCCUCUUGCUCCAGACAAGAAGUAUGAGGGUCGACUGCGCUCAUCCAGAAUUCCUGCCCCUCCCUCCUCCUCUGCUCCACCAGUCACCAUAGCUGAAGAGUCAGUUGCCAAUCGGUCUCAGACUAGGCAGACGUGUUCGUUCCAGGCCCCGGCCCCUGUUCCAGCAUCAGUCCCAACCUCCGAAUCUUCUCAGGCAAACUUGGAGACGGUCCACCCUAAUCUCCCCUCUUCAUCAUCACUCCUCACAAACUCUGCACUUCAUAAUCAGCACCAUAGAAAGAAUGAGCCCAAACCAGCACAGUCACUUCAUUUUGUCCGUGAGGCAAUAAAGGAAAAUGAACCUGAGAUAAUGCCUCCUCCAUCUUCAGUCAAAGGCAAAAGAAAAUCGGUGGUUUCUAAAGAGCUAAACAAAGGUAACAAAAGGCUGUCUUGUGUUGUAAAGCCCCCCGACAUGCAGACCAAGAGAGGAAAGUUUGGAGAGGCUCCCCGACCAAACCAGAAGUUCUAUGAGAUGAUCCAAGACUUCAGAGAGACCUUGGAAAUAAACCCCUUAUCAACAAAUGAGCACAUUGAACCUCACAGGAUCUGUGUGUGCGUGCGCAAGCGCCCCCUUAACAAACAAGAGACUAAUAAAAAGGAGAUCGAUGUGGUGUCUGUACCUGGAAAAGGUACUCUGCUUGUCCAUGAGCCAAAACAGAAGGUGGACCUCACCAAGUACUUGGAGAACCAAACGUUCCACUUUGACUACUCCUUUAAUGAGACCGCCACCAACGACCUGGUCUACAAGUUCACAGCCAAACCGUUAGUGCAUUCCAUUUUUGAAGGUGGAAUGGCAACAUGUUUCGCCUACGGCCAGACUGGAAGUGGGAAGACUCAUACUAUGGGAGGUGAUUUCACAGGGAGGCAGCAGAACAGCGCUAAAGGAAUCUACGCCUUGGCAGCCCAGGAUGUUUUCGCCUAUCUGAACCACCGGAGAUAUGCAAACCUGGACCUCUCUGCUUAUGUCAGCUUCUUUGAGAUUUACAAUGGAAAAGUGUAUGACCUCCUGAAUAAGAAGGCCAAGCUCCGUGUUCUGGAGGACGACAGACAGCAAGUUCAGGUGGUUGGCCUGGAGGAGGUCUAUGUGUCCAGCGCAGAAGAGGUCAUCAAGAUGAUCCAGCAGGGCAGUGCAUGCAGAACAUCAGGCCAGACCUCUGCCAACGCCAACUCAUCCCGCUCUCAUGCCAUUCUUCAGAUCGCCCUGCGGCGCAACGACCGUGCCACCACGCUGCAUGGCAAAUUCUCACUGAUUGACUUGGCUGGCAAUGAGCGCGGCACUGACGUCAGUAGCAAUGACCGCGCCACUUUAGUGGAGACUGCUGAGAUCAACCGCAGCCUGCUGGCUCUCAAGGAGUGUAUUCGCUCACUGGGAAUGAACAGCGAUCACAUUCCUUUCCGAAUGAGCACAUUGACCAAAGUCCUCAGGGACUCCUUCGUUGGAGAAAAGUCCAAGACGUGCAUGAUUGCUAUGGUGUCUCCAGGCAUGACUUCAUGUGAAUACACGAUGAACACACUACGUUAUGCGGACAGAGUGAAAGAACUGAAUGGCAAAUCCAAGAUCACCAGAGAAGCUAAGGCACAAGAGCCUAUAAAUAGCUCCACAGAGGAGGAAUCUGUUGUGGAUACCAGUGUAUAUGAUGCCAUAUCGCAAGUGGCAGAGCUGGAGGAGAAGGUUUUUGUACAGUUUCAGAGGGCCAAUGAACACAUCAAUGCAAUGAGCCAAACCUCUUACAAUGUUGUGGAAGGACUCCCCGACCUGGUGGAUUAUGCAAAGAAAUUAAUGGACACAUUACAGACUUUGCAGACUGCUGUGGAAAAAGAGAGCAUGGCAAGGCAAAGCUACUGAGAAGAACCCACCAACUUGCUCACAAAGUGUGUUUAUUAAAAAUGUCUGUUUUUAAGCAGUUUGAUUUCAAUGUUUUUAACAACUGUAUUAAAUAAAUGUAUUGAGACACUA
Messenger RNA from Perca fluviatilis (European perch), 2532 nucleotides. RefSeq names its product kinesin family member 2C (gene kif2c). NCBI's taxonomy places the organism in Eukaryota, Metazoa, Chordata, Actinopteri, Perciformes, Percidae. Gene Ontology annotation, molecular function: ATP binding; microtubule motor activity; microtubule binding. Bases 298 to 2421 code for a protein of 707 amino acids. The transcript is spliced from 22 exons. The record is from RefSeq and is a predicted model, not a curated record. Gene Ontology annotation, biological process: microtubule-based movement.